AUGGCGGACCAGUGGAGUGGUUUUUGGGGUGGCCAUUUACCACAUCAUCCACAGCCCAACGAACAAUACAAUCGAUGGCAAAACCAGCCUGUAGCUUCUACAGUUCCACCACCAUUAAUGGGUCAUCGACAACACCACAAUUUCCCACCUAGAAACCAAGUAAAUUACCCGAGUUAUAAUCGCCCUUCUGGCUCCGCUAGUAGGCCUCCAUCUUACAACAACAAUUACUACGCUGCUCCACCAGUAGACCAGACGAGACUCGCUGGCUUUGAAGCAGAAAAGAGGUUCCCAAACGCAAAGGAAAGGAUUCAUAACAUUUUACAAAACGCCACUAAGACUCAUCAUAAACUCACUUACAAAUUUCAAARGAUAAAUAAGAGAGUAGGCAAAGCUACACUGGGAAUUCCUUGGCCAAAUUUUUAUUUUGAAGUAACUGGCGAAGGUCUUGAUAARAAGCAGGCUGAGAGGAGAGCUGCUGCUCUAGCCUUACUUAAACUGGAGGAAAUGGGAUGUUCAAUUGGAGGAGCUGGAACUUCAAUCACAUCAAAAAAGGAAGAAAUACAAAAAGAAGAGGAACCACAAUUGUUAUCAAUCCCAGAUAGCAUGCUACAUAGAAUAGAAACAAUAUUAUCAAGACAAUAUACAUCAAAGAAGAUACAUGUAUCAACAGACCCUAUUCCUAAACAUAUCCCAUCUUCAUCAUCGUCAUCAUCAUUGCCGACAACAAGUAACACAUCUCAUGACAAGACACAAUCUAAAAUUGACAGCAAAUGCACUCAAUCUCCAAGCAAUUCCGAUUCCRUAGGUGUAGACACUGUUCUUUUCUCUAUGGAGAUUAGGGAUGUUUUCACAGGGUUGGAGUACAAACCUCUUAAAAAAGAUGAAGAAACUAUCAUGAAUAAGGCUUUAUUAACAGAGUUACAAGAGCUAGACAAGACMGAGAAUUCUUUAGUGAGAGAGUUAAGGGAUAUGACAGAUAAUUUACCUGUUGCAAAAUUGAGAAAUGAGGUGACAAGCCUGAUCAACAAAAGCCAAGUGGUUUUGAUAUCUGGUGAAACAGGGUGUGGUAAGACAACUCAGAUCCCUCAGUAUAUUUUAAAUGAUGCCAUUGAAAGAGAGCAAGGAUCCUUGUGCAAUAUUAUUGUUACUCAGCCUCGUCGUAUUGUAGCCAUGUCCAUUGCAGAAAGAGUAGCAAGAGAAAGAGGAGAAAGCUUAGGCAAGAGUGUUGGAUACCAGGUAAGACUAGAAAGCAAAAUUCCUACCAGACCUGGAAGAAUACUGUUCUGUACCACAGGUGUCUUACUAAGAAAGCUGCAGACUAAUCCUAAACUUCAGGGAGUGAGUCACAUUGUUGUGGAUGAGGUACAUGAGAGAGACAUAAACACUGACUUCCUGCUAAUAUUGCUCAAGGAUAUGAUGGUCACCUGUCCGUCAAUCAAGAUAGUGAUCAUGAGUGCCACAGUUGAUGCUCAAAGGUUUUGUGAAUACUUUGGAAACUGUCACAAGAUAAACAUCCCUGGCUUCACUCAUCCAGUCACUGAAUUUUUCCUGGAUGACAUCAAACAAAUGCUCCCCUUGAAACCUGGAACAGUACAAGAAUGGUUGCCAGGCAACCAGGAUAGCAAGAGAUUCAAACUUGCUAAUGAUGUUGGUUCAGAAGUGAAAGUCAUACCUGAUGCUGAUCCUGAACUAGUUACUGAGGUCAUUCUUUACAUUGCAAAGUCAUACCCUGAGGGUGCUAUUUUGUGUUUUCUUUCUGGAUGGGAUGAAAUCAUGGCCGUUCUUGAUUUACUGAUGGAGAAAAUCCCUGAUGAACAGAAAUCUACCUUGACAGUUCUCCCCUUGCAUUCCAUGCUGGCAUUAGCUAAUCAGCAACAAGUAUUUGACAGACCCGCUUCAGGUAUGCGUAAGGUAAUCUUGUCUACCAACAUUUCGGAGACGUCCAUUACAAUCGAUGAUAUUGUGUAUGUAGUCAAUGCUGGGAAUCUCAAAGAAAAGACGUAUGAUCCCACGAAAAAGGUAUCCUGUCUCGAAACCCACUGGUGCUCUAAAGCUAGUGCCACCCAAAGACGAGGACGAGCUGGCAGAUGUAGGCCUGGACACUGCUUUAACCUGUUCUCCAGGAAACAGUUUGAAGAAAUGGAGCCAUUCCAAAAGGCCGAAAUCUUGAGAACGUCUCUUGAAGAAAUCGUCCUUCAAGCCAAGGUUCAACGGCCAGAUUGCUCCGCCGAACAGUUCUUAUCGAAGGCACUGGAUCCUCCCCCUUCAGCAUCUGUUCAAAAUGCUGUGUUUUUGCUCAAAGAUAUAGGAGCUUUAGAUGACAAGGAAAAGCUAACGCCGUUGGGUCGCUACAUGGCAAACCUACCGGUGGAUCCAAAGAUAGCCAAGAUGAUCAUAUAUGCUGUAGUAUUUAGAUGUGUGGACUCUGUGUUGACCAUCGCUGCUUCUCUAUCCUACAAAGACCCAUUUCUUACUCCUAUAAAAAAACGCGCAGAGGCAGACAAGAGACGCAUUAGCUUUGCACGUGGUAUGGACAGUGAUCACGUGGCCUUGCUCAACGCGUACGAGGGCUGGGUCGAGUCGUUGUGGUCUGGUCAAGAAAGGGAAUACGUCAACCACAAUUAUCUUCACCGAGGAACUCUGAACAUGAUCGAAGGUAUGAGAAACCAACUUUAUUGCUUACUGGCUGAGGUGAAACUAGUGCCCAGGGAUGACUAUCAUCACCUGACCGAUAUGUACACCAGGAACCUGGAACUAGUUAAAGCUGUUCUGUGUGCUGGACUGUAUCCUAACGUCAUUAAAGUCGGUCUGGGAUUGGAGUCUAAAGGAAGAUGUGGGAAAAAGAGACUAAAGACUACAAUGAGAACCAAGAAUGACGGGCGCGUAGCCAUCCAUCCUUCGUCUGUCAACAAUGAAAAAAAGUCAUUCAACACAAAAUGGCUGGUCUACCAUGAAAAGGUCAAAUCAACCCAAGUCUUCAUAAGAGACUCGAGUACAAUACACCCGAUAGCCAUGCUACUCUUUGCUGGUGACAGCUUAUCAAUUUUGGAGAAAGCUCCGUAUCCCAGUCAAGUGACUCUCGUUGUAGACGGCGAUCGCUGGAUGGGUUUCCUGUGCUCACCAAGAGCUGCUCAUACGCUACAGGCUCUGCGGAGUACUUUGGAAAAGAUGGUGAACCAAACCAUGUCGGCCAGCAAGAAUCCGGAAUGGUUUCAGUUUCAUACGGAUUUGAUAGGAUGUGUCAUGACUUUGCUGGAAACACAAUCCAACGCUCAACGAUGAGCGUCCCGUCCCGAAGGUGGACAGGACACAUCUCCUUUUCAAUUCCUUUUCCACUUCUUAUCAACCAAAAUUAUUUGGGGAGGGGAGUGGACAUGCCCAAAUGUGGUCCAGAAAUCAAAUGUAAUGACCCAUAGAUUCAAGGUAACCCUUUCUGUCUUCAUCAAGAUCGUUUGGGUGAGGGAGUAGUGGACAUCCCUAAGAGAACUUCAGAAAUCAAAUGGAUAAGAUCCUUUGGGGGAGGGGGCAGUGGACAUCCCUAAGAGAACUUUAGAAAUCAAAUGGAUAAGAUCCUUUGGGGGAGGGGAUAGUGGACAUCCCUAAGAGAGCUUCAGGUAUCAAAUUGCUCCUAAUACUUGGCACAUCUUCAUUUCCAUUCAUUAGCAAGCAAUGGGUAAGGGACAUCCUCAAACAGCGUUGAGAAAUCAAAUGUAAUCCAUCAUAUUGCCAUCAUUAUUCCUUCAUGAACCAGAUGAACAUCGUUACAAGUGGACUACGAAGCAUGCAUAAUAGAGACAUUAAACCAUGACACGCGCGCGCGUUAACAAGAGGAAACGCUGUACCUACCAUUUUCCGCAGUAGGUGAAACACUAGUAAGCGUAGUAAGCAGUAAAUGUUUUUUGUCAUUGAC
Molecule: messenger RNA, 3910 nt
Organism: Actinia tenebrosa (Australian red waratah sea anemone)
Lineage: Eukaryota; Metazoa; Cnidaria; Anthozoa; Actiniaria; Actiniidae
Cellular component (GO): nucleus; cytoplasm; intracellular anatomical structure
Molecular function (GO): ATP binding; DNA helicase activity; RNA helicase activity
Source: RefSeq, a predicted model, not a curated record